CCACCGCAACUUCCACACCCGGAAGUUACACGUGGCGGUGCUUUUGCGCAACUUCCGGCGGGUCUUCCUUGGGGAAAUCGACUGGGAAGUGCGGAGGAUCGCCAUCUGUUUCUGCCUGCGCUCCAUCCCCACUCCGCGACCCGGAGCUCUAGAUCAUGAGCGUGUUGAGCGGCCUGGCCUCCGAGCCGCGCACCCCGCUGUCCGGCAAGGCCAGGAUGAAAAGGCUCCCGAGGAAGAGCCAGAACGAGAAGUACCGGCUGAAGUACCUGCGGCUGCGCAGAGCUGCUAAGGCCACGGUGUUUGAAAAUGCUUCCAUCUGUGAUGAAAUUGCUCGUCUUGAGGAAAAAUUUCUUAAAGCAAAAGAAGAAAGAAGAUACUUGCUGAAGAAGCUCCUCCAAAUACAUGCCCUAAAUGAAGGGGAGCCACAGGCCGCCGCUCCUUCCCACAGCUCCAGUUUGCCCCUGCCUUAUGGUGCCACCAGCUCUGUGGGAACUAUGCAGGGAGCCGGGCCCAGCACUGGGGCCGAGGAACCAUUUGCGAAGAAAUCCAAGAAGGAGAAGAAAGAGAAGGGCAAAGAGAAUAGCAAACUGGAAGUUCUGAAGAAAACAUCCAAGAAAAAGAAAAUGGAGGGAGGUGCUCGCAAGCUGGUUCGGCCCAUUGCCCUGGAUCCUUCAGGACAGCCUGUGUUCCCCAUCGGACUAGGGGGUCUGACAGUAUACAGUCUGGGGGAGAUCAUCACCAACCGACCUGGCUUCCAUGAUGAGAAUGCCAUCUAUCCUGUGGGCUACUGCAGUACCCGAGUGUAUGCCAGCAUGAAGUGCCCAGACCAGAAGUGUCUGUAUACCUGUCAGAUCAAGGAUGGCGGUGUACAGCCUCAGUUUGAAAUCGUUCCUGAAGAUGACCCCCAGAAUACCAUCGUCGGCUCCUCUGCAGAUGCCUGUUAUGAAGAACUGCUCAGGACCAUCAGUGCCACAACGGGAAAACUGAUGCCUAACCCACUUUCAUGCGGUGCCGACUUCUUUGGGUUUUCUCAUCCAACCAUCCACAACCUGAUUCAGAGUUGUCCAGAAGCUCAAAACUGUGUCAAUUACCAGUGGGUGAAAUUUGAUGCGUGCAAACCCAGGAAGGGGCAGCUCUCUCAGGAACUGCCAGAGAAUGAUGCAGCUAUGAGCCUUGAAGCCUUUCAGACACAGGCGUUUGAUGACGACCAUGAUGAUUCCAUUCUGCCAGGCUCCCUGGACCUCCCUGAGCUUCAGCAUGAGGCCUUUGUGUCAUCUUACCAGCCAGAGUUCCUGACACACGAACCCUUGGUUGACACUGACCUGCAGCACCUGAAAUCUCCAUCCCAGUGUAGCCCAAUUCAGUCUUCAGAUUGAACAGGAAAGGGGUGGAGCCCACUGCCUUCACCUCACUAUGAGUUUUAAACUAAAACUCACUCUGUGGAAGAAGGCAGCAGCUGAGAAACAGGGAAGAUACACGUUUCAUCGUGGAUGUUCAUUCCUGUGCUAACAGUGUGCCCCAGGAUAAACCUCAGUUGCUUUUACUUUUACUAAUAAAUAUAUCUUGGCAGUUUCA
Molecule: messenger RNA, 1575 nt
Organism: Mus pahari (shrew mouse)
Lineage: Eukaryota; Metazoa; Chordata; Mammalia; Rodentia; Muridae
Gene: Fyrd1
Product: transforming growth factor beta regulator 1
Exons: 9
Coding region: 156-1376 (406 amino acids)
Biological process (GO): regulation of cell cycle
Cellular component (GO): nucleus
Source: RefSeq, a predicted model, not a curated record